CACGAGGGGCCAGUAAUUCGCCAAAAGACGGCCUGCCGGCAAAGGAUCGCAAAAAAGGACCAGGCCUGUUGUGGUGUGUUGUGUUGUGCGCUGUAUGAUACAUGUAGGCUACGGUAUAUCUGAACCACCAUAGAGCCAUGGAGUACUCAAGAACCAGCCAUUCAGCAUUUAUUUUUCAUGCCAUUUCGAAGAACAAUCAGUUAUUACUCAUCAAUCCACUUACUAGUACUUGAUUGAAAUUAAGAUCAGGAAUGGUGCGCUUGAAGAAAACGAAACAAAGCAACCAUGCCAAUAAUAGGUGUAUGGCGUCGCAUCAUUUGGGCCGGGUGUGCCUUGCGUUUGCCCUCGUUUGCAGUGUCUCCUUCACCUUAUUCACACAGAAAUCCGGGACCCUGGCAUUUAGCUUGCUAUUACUGGAAGCUCAAAAAGAACUAGACAGCACCCAGCCUACAACAACAACUACGCACAAUGGGCUUCAGAAAGAAGAGUGGCCAGCCUACCAAAAGUACCCAUGGCAAGGGGUGCCCAAGGAGGAGGUUGGCCAUGCCUUGGUCAAGAAGGGGAAAGUAGACUUUGUUGAGUCUGUCGGGGAUUGGAUGUCAGAUCCUGACAAGCUGGAAGAGUUUUUGAAAGUCUACGAAAAUCGACCCGACAAGGUGAAUCUCUGUGGCAUGCGGAUCAAUCAUUCUCUGUAUCUCUAUGCCACUAUCAAAUACCUACAACCCACUACCAUUAUUGAAAGUGGCGUCAAUGCUGGUCACAGCACCUACCUCAUGCGAGCCGCUGCACCCAAUGCCAAAAUAUAUGCCAUUGAUCCAUUGGAUAUACCCAUUUGUGAACAAAAAGAAAGAUGGAUUGAUCCUUCUGCUGGUAAAACCGAGUACUACACUGGCACUGCCAAGUUUCAAGAUUUCAAUCAAGUGGAUUGGGCUGCCAAAAUCGCCGGGGGGGAAAUAAAUCCGGAUCAAACCUUGGUACUCCUGGACGAUCAUUUGGAUCCCAGCACAAGGUAUCCCACACUCUUGAAGCAUGGUUUUCGUCACCUUCUGCUUGAAGACAAUUACAAACGGAAAAAGGGAGCCACGGAGGGCGAUAGGAAAGGAUUUUUGCCCAAACAACUCUUUCAUGGAACGGAUCAAAAUGCCCAAUUUUUCUUUCAAAUCACCAAACGUUACGCUGAAUUCCCACCCUUGGUUUCACCUCUUCUGGCCAAGGAAUACCAAGACCGCCCCAAACUGGCGGGAGGAUUCUUGCAUGUCUGGGACGAUUUGAGAACCAUUGUGGCACCCCUCUUGCGGCCGGAUCUAUCCGAAAAAGACAGGGAAUUAUACGAACAGAUUUGUCAACGUCUGAACAUUGAUCCGCGAUUGCGCGAUCUGGACUCGUAUAUGCAAGUCAUGAACUACAAUCAAUUUGCCUACAUGGAAAUGAUGCCCAUGGCACCCCGUCUUUUGGAACUGCUGAUACAACCCAGCCAGAACUAGCUACUGUAGAAUGGAGAUAUAUACAUCUGCCUGCAUCAUAUUCUAACUGUAACAUUAUUUUAAAUUGGAAAGAGCUAGAGUUGAAUGCGUUUUGUUAGUCCAACUUCAUGGCCAGGAUAGUGUCACGUUGUGG
Messenger RNA from Seminavis robusta, 1617 nucleotides. The record is from the annotation of a GenBank genome assembly. NCBI's taxonomy places the organism in Eukaryota, Bacillariophyta, Bacillariophyceae, Naviculales, Naviculaceae.